AUGCCACCAUGCCCGGCCUGCAAGGACCUGCCACCGGAGCUUGUCUGCCGCAUCGCCGACGGCCUUGAUGACCUCAAGGGCUACGUGAGUGCACGGGGUGCCUGCCCGACAUGGCAUCACACGCUUGUGCCGCCAUCGCCAUCACUGCUUAUCAACCACAGCGACGACCCUGCCAAGCGCUGCACCGCCGCUGCCAUCAAGCGUCGUACCACCGCAACCUCAAUCCUCCCGCGUCGCUCCUUCGAGCUCAAAGCCAUCCCUUCGGGCCAGACCUGUCUCGGCUGCUGUAGCGGAUGGCUCUCCCUCUCCGUUCACAUCGAUGACGUCCGUAGCCUACUCAGCCUCUUCCACCCCAUCACGGCCGCCGAGAUCCUCCUACCCCCGCUUGUCUAUGACAGUCGCCUCGUCUCCAAAAUCGUCUUCUCUCCCAACCCUGCCACUGACGACUUCAUGGCCGCUGUGAUAUGUGACAUCGAUAGGGUUGCCUACAUCACCGUAGGGGCCAGGAGGUGGUCCGUCCUUGACCCCAUCCACCUCACUGUUGGAGAUCAGUUCGUCGACCUCCUCUACCACGAAAAUGGUAGGGUCUACUGCCUCACUUGGUUUGGAGACGUCCAUGUGCUCUUCCUUCCGCAGCGCCGCCGCCGGGAACCUAUCAUCCUCGAGGGCGAAACAUCAAUAUAUCCUGCAGUGCAUAAUAGGAAAAUCAUCCAGAUGCAUGGGACAGGACCGGAUCUAAAUGCGCCGGCCACCAUUAAGGCAUUGUUGUCAUCUAGGGGAAGCAAACUAUUUUUCGACGCCGCCACCAGUUUUGCACCGCCAUACAACACAAUCUCAACUUUCACUAGUGUCAAGAACCUCGUGUUCUGCAAUGGUAACCUGUACCAAAUCUGGAGGAAUGCAUCAUGCACAGUCACUUUGCAGUUGCAAGAAGGGGGUCGAUGUCGUAUAGAACAUGAUGAAAUAUUUGUUCUGAGGUAUGACCCCCACCGCCGACCAUGUUGGGACAUUGUGUACGACUUAAGGGGAUACUCGGUGUUUAUUGGGAGGAACAAUUCAGUGUCAAUAUACGCAGAAGGCGUUCCGGGACUCAAGGCUAAUUGUGUGUAUUGGAUUGGUGGGAGGGGUAGGGAUCAGGGCAUGGUCUUUGACAUGAAGACUGGCAAGUCAACACCUUGCAUUCCCCUCGUGGAUGGUGUUCUUCCGGGGUCUCUACAAAGCACAAUCUGCUGGUACUUUCUGAGCGACAAAUGA
Molecule: messenger RNA, 1254 nt
Organism: Triticum urartu
Lineage: Eukaryota; Viridiplantae; Streptophyta; Magnoliopsida; Poales; Poaceae
Source: RefSeq, a predicted model, not a curated record